This is a messenger RNA of Melanotaenia boesemani (Boeseman's rainbowfish), 1935 nucleotides long. RefSeq names its product peripherin 2b (retinal degeneration, slow) (gene prph2b). Lineage: Eukaryota; Metazoa; Chordata; Actinopteri; Atheriniformes; Melanotaeniidae. Gene Ontology annotation, biological process: visual perception. The coding region runs from base 1 to 1032 and encodes 343 amino acids. Gene Ontology annotation, cellular component: membrane. The record is from RefSeq and is a predicted model, not a curated record. The transcript has 3 exons.
AUGCCGUUCAUGCUGGUGAAAUUCAACCUGCAGAAGCGGGUGAAGCUGGCUCAGGGUCUGUGGAUGCUUUACUGGGUCUCGGUCAUCGCGGGCAUCAUCAUCUUCAGCCUCGGCAUCUUCUUCAAGAUUGAGCUGCGUAAGCGGAGUGAGAUCAUGGACAACAGCGAGAGCCAUUUAGUGCCCAACCUGCUGAUCCUGGUGGGCAUGGUGGCCUGUGGGGCCAACGCUUUCGGAGGAAAGAUGUGUCACGACUCUCUGGACCCAAUCAAGUUCUCCAAGUUGAAGCCGAUGCUAAAGCCGUACAUGCUUUUCUGCUGCGGCUUCAACGUGGUGCUGGUGGUGGUUGUGCUCCUAUGCUUCCUCAUGCAGUUCUCCGUGUACCUGACGCUGGCUGAGGGCCUGAAGAACGCCAUCAGGUUCUACAAGGACACGGACACGCCGGGACGCUGCUUCAUGAAGAGGACACUGGACAUGACCCAGAUCGAGUUCCGCUGCUGCGGCAACAACAACUUCAGGGACUGGUUCGAGGUCCAGUGGAUCAGCAACCGCUACCUGGACAUGAGCAAUGACAUGGUCAAAGAUCGUGUCCUUAGUAACGUGGAGGGGAAGUACCUGAUGGACAGCGUCCCGUUCAGCUGCUGUAACCCUGGUUCUCCGCGGCCCUGCAUUCAGCACCACCUGACCAAUAACUCCGCCCACUACGACUAUGACCAUCGCACCGAGGAGCUCAACAUCUGGAACCAAGGCUGCCGCGAGUCCGUCUUCUCUUACUACAGCAACAUUAUGACCAGCAUUGGAGUGGUCGUCAUCAUCACCAUCAUCCUGGAGUCGUUGGACGUGGCUGGUUUGAAGUUCCUGAGCACGACUCUGGAGACGAUGGCUGACCCAGAGAACCCGGAGUGUGAGAGUGAAGGCUGGCUGCUGGAGAAGGGUGUGAAGGAGACUUUUGCCGACAUGUUAGCUAAGCUCAAGACUCUGGGGAGGGCCAACCAGGUGGAGGAGGCAGGAGAUGCAGCUGAAGCCGCCACCUGAAAGCUCCGCCCCCACAGAGGACUGAGACCUCCCCUUCCCCCUUGCCCCCACAGCCGUCAACCACAACCUCACUCCCAAAACCAGGGAAAAUGAGAGGAGUGGUCGUCUCCAUGUUCUCAACACACACCACCACAUAGAUGCUACAACACACACAAACCUACACAUACUCACAUGCACACAAUUAAUGUCAAUAUUGUCUCUUUUGUAAAUAUGUUGAACAGAGUUUAUUUUUGAGCAGCAGGAACAGAAAUGUUAAAUUUCCCUCCAACUUUGUGGUUCCUGUCAGACGGCGCUCCGAGCCCGGCCGAGCCCGUCCGAUACGACCUGCCACAGAUCAGCUCACAUCAACUUGUCUGACCCAGUCGCAGUUCCAGUUUGUCCAGCAGAGGGCGCAGAGUUUUAUGCCAAACGUGUUUGUUUACAUCCAGAUGUUUGUGUGUCGUAGACAUCUGGUAUCGGUCGGGCUCUGGUCUCCUCCAUCAAUGUCCGACCUCUGAUGUGGUCAGUUGGCAUGGAAACAGACGGCCAAACCCAAAAACAAACCAAACAUAACCAGCUCCGGUCUGCAAAGAUCCUUUGAAACCUGUCAGAUGUUCAGUUCAUGUUACAGGCAGAGUCUCGCCUGUUGGACAACUUUUACAGCCAUCGUCUUUAAAUUGAUUCCACUUCCCAUAUUGAGCAUCUGAGCCUGGCAGACCGAGCUCAGGGUGAAGCGUCCCUCUGUGGCCGUCUGGUUCCGUGUCAGAGUGGCGCCGGUUCUGACUCAAACAGGAGCAACACACACUGAUGGGCAGUGUAACGGUGUGUGUUCUUCAGUAGUUUUCCAGCUCGUGAUGUUUGUUUUUCUUAUUGUUGUGUUGUUUGUUUGUUUUGGUCAGGUUUUGUGGGUUGGUUGGAGUUUGU